AACUUGUAAGCUCCUCACCCCCUCCCAUCCUUGUUCUUUUUUGGCCCUAUAAUUACAGAGUCUUUCCAACUCUUAUUCUUUAGUGAACCAUCAAAGCUCCAGCCUCUUGUUUUGCAGCCCUGACUGGGUCCAAAAUGUAAGCUCAUGCCUCAUCAAGUAAAGAACAACUCAAUGAAAAAACUUCAUGGAGAAACAGAAAUCUGACAGAUCUCUCAACAGUUCUUCCAAGGCUUCACUGAAUGUCAAUAUAAAAGACAUGGGUAAGAUGGUCACCUAUCCCACUCCCAACAACAAGGCAAACAUAGAGGAUGUCACUAAGGAGCUGCACUGCCAACUGUGCCACGAGUGGUUCACUAAGCCUGUUAUGCUGACCUGUAGCCACAACUUCUGUAAAGCGUGCAUUGAGAAAUCAUGGAGGCAUCAUCAGAAAACAGUGUGUCCCGAGUGUCUCAUACCAUGCCAGAACAAGAACUUUAUUCCCAACACAGUGCUAGAGAGGCUGGUGUUGAGACUCAAAGAUAUGCCUCUGACCCAAGCUCAGCCUCAGUGCCCGGAACAUGGUGAGAACCUGAAGCUGUUCAACAAGCAAGAAGGGAAGCUGGCUUGCUUCCAGUGUAAGGACAUUCGACAUUCCCAAGAAUUUAUGCAGAUAAACGAAGCUGUUCAGAUCUACACGGGAAAGCUGACCACCAAACAAACUCAGGUGGAAGCAAGCCUAAAGGAAUUGCAGAGAUUAAAAGGCGUGCAAGAGGAGGCAAUCUGUGCUCAUAAGGAAAACAAGCUACUUCUGCAGCAAAACAUUUCCCUGGAGUUUUUAAAGCUGCAUCAGUUCCUGCACAACAAGGAGAAGGAACUUCUGGAUGAGCUUCUGGAGAUGGGGAAAAAACUGGAUGAAGACAUGGAAAGAAGUCUGAACCAGCUACAGGAACAAUGUGUCCUAGCUAAGGAAAUGUUGGUGGACAUCCAAGUCCAAAUGGAACAGCAUAAUCCUUUCGACUUUCUUAGCGACAUUAAAGCCUUCUUGGGUAGCUUGGAGAAAGGAAUUGAAGUAUUAACCCCCAGAGACUUCAAUUCCAGGGAUCUGAGCCUGGGCAAGUUCAAGGGCCCUAUCCAGUACAUGACAUGGAAAGAAAUGCAAGCCAUUCUCUGUCCAGGUCUCUGUUUGAUAACUCUGGACCCUGUAACAGCUCACCCAAAUUUGGUGAUAUCUGAAGACCGAACCAGUGUGUGGCAUGGUGAUGUUAAGCAGAUGAUUCCUGACAAUCCAGAGCGGUUUGACUCAAGUGUGGCAGUGCUUGGUGUAGAAGGCUACACCAAUGGAAAAUGGUACUGGGAGGUAGAAGUAGCCAGGAAAACCAAAUGGACAGUGGGAGUGGUCAGAGAAUCAAUUAAUCGGAAAGGCUGUUGUCCUCUGACUCCUAUGGAUGGUUUCUGGCUCCUCCGCCUAAGGAACAGUAUUGAGCUAAAGGCUCUAGAUGUGCCUUCCUUUGGUAUGGUGCUGCAAAGCACCCUUACCAAGGUGGGAAUAUAUUUGGAUUAUGAAGGGGGACAGGUGUCCUUUUAUAAUGCUGAAGAUAUGACUCACAUAUAUACCUUCAGCAACACCUUUACUGAAAAACUAUUCCCCUACUUCUGCCCCUGCCUGAAUGAUUCUGGAGAUAACAUAGAGCCACUGAGCAUCAUUCAUCCCUUUGGCAUAAGCUCAGAUAAGCAGUAAUGCUGCUUUGUUGAUUCAGAGCUUUAUUAAAGGUACUGAUGCAGUUUCUUGGA
Messenger RNA from Sarcophilus harrisii (Tasmanian devil), 1770 nucleotides. RefSeq names its product tripartite motif containing 69 (gene TRIM69). The coding region runs from base 185 to 1717 and encodes 510 amino acids. NCBI's taxonomy places the organism in Eukaryota, Metazoa, Chordata, Mammalia, Dasyuromorphia, Dasyuridae. The record is from RefSeq and is a predicted model, not a curated record. Gene Ontology annotation, molecular function: protein binding. The transcript has 7 exons.